CUGGGGAGCUGCGGUGGGCGCACCGCGGAGCGGCAGGAAUGCGGCUCUCUCCCGCCGGACAGCAGCAGCUACAGCAGCAGCAGCUCCUCCACACCGCGCGCCGCCGUCGAAAUGUCGUCGCCCUGCCGCCGCCGUCGCGAGGCGUCCGUUGCCGCCGUAGCGAUUAUCUGCGCGAGCGUGUUGUUGGCGCGAGGCUGCGCGCGUGCCGCCGUCGCCACCGCGGAGGACGACGAGGUCCUGCACGAAGACCAGCUCUCGGAGUUUUACAGAAAGGGUCUGUUUAUCCUGGAGAGCAUCCCCCUGAAGCGCUGCGUCACGGUGGAGCGCUCCAGCCUGGUGCUGCGGGACUGCGGGAGUCCCACGCGCCGCAUGCUGUGGAAGUGGGUGUCCCAGCACCGCCUGUUUAACCUGGGCGCCAGCUCCUGCCUGGGCCUCAACGCCUCGGACGCGGCGCAGCCCCUCGGCCUGUUCGAGUGCGACGGGACCCACCCGGUGCUGUGGUGGCGCUGCCGCCGGAACAUGCUGUACGGGGCGUCCCAGUGGAAGGUGAGCGUGUCCGGACGCUUGGUGGUGGUGAAGAAGAACAUUUACCACGAGUGGAAACGGUUCAACACCCCGAGAGAAGGCCCCUGUUCACACCCGUAUGAAGAUAUUCACACUCUGCUGGGAAACUCCCACGGGAUGCCCUGUGCUUUCCCCUUUAAUUACAACAACAAGUGGUACGCUGAGUGCACCACCGAGGGGCGCGAGGACCAUCUCCACUGGUGUUCCACCACCACUCGCUACGAUCAGGCAGAGCGAUGGGGCUUCUGUCCGGUGAAAGAUUUCAGCUGUGACCACUUCUGGGAGUCAAACCAGGAGCUGGGGGCCUGCUACCAGUUCAACUUGUACACCAUCCUUACCUGGAGUCAGGCACUGUCUACCUGCCAGGCUCAAGGGGGAAACCUGCUCAGCAUCACCAGCCUGGCAGAACACAGGUAUAUAAGAGAUCGACUGUCAAGCGUGGGAGCAAUGGUAUGGAUCGGGCUGAACCACCUUAAGGAUGGAAGUGGAUGGGAGUGGUCUGACCGAGCACCUCUCUCACUGGUGAAUUUCACCACAGCUCUGCCUGCCAGCCCUCUACAGGACAACAGACAGUGCGGCGUGUACAACUCGGCUUACGAAGGACACUGGCAGAGCCUCGCCUGUGAGUCGGCGCUGCCCUACAUCUGCAAAAAGACCCCCAACCAGACGCGCAGGGCGGAGCCGCUAGAGAAUUGGCAGUAUAUCCACACUGAGUGUGCUGAAGGCUGGUGGCCUCAUAACGGUUUUUGCUACCGUGUGCUGACGGAAACUGAAGCUGGGAGCUGGGAGAAGUCGUCCCAGGCUUGUAACUCCCAGGGGGCAAACCUCACCAGCCUCCACUCUCUGUCGGAAGUGGAAGCGCUCAUCAUCCUAUUGGCUAACUUGUCUGGGGAGAGUGGGGAGUUCUGGAUUGGUCUUCGGAAACAGGCGUUGUCACCAGCUGUCCAGUGGUCAGAUGGCUCACCAGUAACUCUCACUCUCUGGCACCAGUAUCACCCUGUUCACAACCUGACGGAUGCAGCUCUCUGUGCCAAAGUUAACAGAGAGAAAGGUAACUGGCUGUUGGCCUCGUGUGAAGAGCGCCUGCCUGCUGUGUGCCGAAGAGAUAGCCAGAAGCCUGUUACCCGUGAGCCCUGGGACGAAGGAUGUCCUGAGGGGUGGAGGCGACAUGGCCAUUCUUGUUACACAGUGACCACCCAUGAACAAAGCUACGAAGAUGCUUUGAUGGGAUAUUACUGCAAGGCGCCGCUCCUUAUUGUGAAUGACAGAUUCGAGCAGGCAUUUGUCAACAGUUUGUUGAGUGCAAGUGGAGCCAACAGCAGCAUGUAUUACUGGAUCGGCCUCAUGGACCAGGAGAGUGAGGGGGAGUACAGCUGGCUUCCACACAAUGGCUCCGCUCUGCCUCUCACCUUCACAAACUGGAACAAACACCAGCCAGUCAGUACCGGUGGAUGUGUGGCCAUGUCAGGUGGACCAGCUCUGGGUCACUGGGAGGUGAAAGACUGCAAGUCCCACAAGGCCCUGUCAGUGUGUGAGCAGAGUGUCAGCAGCUACCAUGAGGUGCAGCUGCCAGAGCACCACAUUGAUGCUUACGCCCCCUGUCCUCCAGGCUGGGAAUCACAGCCCGAGCUGCUCCUCUGCUUUAAGGUGUUCCACGAUGAGAAGAUUCUGAUUAAGCGCUCUUGGAUGGCGGCGGACUUCUUCUGCCAGGCCCUCGGGGCUCAGCUGGCCAGUUUCCAGCACUAUAAGGAGCAGCUUUUUGUACAGCACCUCCUCAGUACCAUGUUUGAAGGAACAGAGGGUCGCUGGUUCUGGGUAGGUUUAAAUAAGAGAGACCCUGAACAUCUUGGAGUUUGGGAGUGGUCUGAUGGUUCUCCAGUGGUGACAUCUUUUAUCGAGGACAAGAACGAGGAGGAUGACAGAAGGGACUGUGCUGUUUACAGCGACCUGACCAACGCUCUCAUGCCACAGCCCUGUGACACCAGACAUGAAUGGAUUUGCAAGAUUUCCAGAGGUGAUAAACUGAAGAAACCGUACUGGUAUACUGAGCAGAGCGAGCCCUGGGUGUUUUACCGUGGAGCCGAGUACCUGCUGGCCAAGCAGCCCUUCAAUUGGCACUCUGUUUCUCUGGCCUGUCAGAUGAUGGGAGCCCACCUGCUGUCUAUUCACUCAAGAGAGGAGCUCCACUUUGUCAAGGAGCGCUUGCGGCGGCUCUCCUUGGGCCCAACUGACUGGUGGAUUGGCCUGUCCUUUGGCCCACCUGGAGCGGAAGUCAGGUGGAGUGACCGGACAGAAAUAGACUUCCAAAACUGGGCCGAUGGGGGUUUUCACAGCGGCCAGAGAAAAAACGGGAUGUGCGUGGGGAUGUCCUCCUCAACAGGGAAGUGGUCGACGAGUAAGUGCGGCGACCUCCACGGCUACGUGUGCAAAAGAAAGACGGUGUCUCCGCUGGAGACCCCCAGGGAGCCACACUACAUCGGAGGAUGUCCGGCGAGAUGGCUGUACUUCGGGCAUAAGUGUCUUCUGCUUCACCUCCCUGGCAGCCCAAAUGAGGGAAAGAGUUGGAAAGAUGCCCAGUCCAUCUGCUCCUCAUUUGAGGGCACCCUAGUUGCCAUAGAAGAUGAGAUUGAACAAGCCUACAUCACCAUGUUGCUCCAGGGCAGCUCCGUAGGUGUGUGGAUUGGCUUGAGGGAUGAGGACACCAUGAAAUGGACCAAUGGGAAAGCAGUUAGCUACACCAACUGGUCUCCUAUUGAACCAAAGAGCUACCUCACUGAGGAUGAGUGGCUGGCUGGCUUUGCUGAUGAACCUCUGUGCACUGUUCUGUCCAACAACCACAACUUUCACUUAACUGGCAAAUGGUACGAUGAGAAGUGUAGCGAGAGCGGGUAUGGAUUUGUCUGUGAAAAACCUCAAGACAUUUCCAUACCCCCCACCCACUCAUAUCACCACCCACUUCCUGACAAUAUUGAAUACAGGAGCCGCAGCUAUAAGGUUGUAUCUGGCAACAUGAGCUGGUACGAUGCGAUGCUUAUGUGCAUAGAGAAUGAUGCUGACCUAGUGAGUGUUACAGAUGCCUACCACCAGGCUUUCCUUACUGUCCUUGUCAAUAGAUUGGCAGCGCCAUACUGGAUCGGACUGUAUAGUCAAGACAGCGGCAUCAACUAUCUCUGGUCAGAUGGCAGUGACACAGUGUACACGCACUGGGCUGACGACGAUGACGACUAUGUGACUGGAGAGUGUGUUUACAUGGACGUGAACGGAGGCUGGCGGAGAGCGGAGUGUGAAACGGUGCUACCAGGAGCGCUGUGCCACGUUCUCCCGCCAAGCAGUAAACCAUUCGUUUCUUAUGAGACACCCUGUCCUUCCACCUGGGUGAAGUUUGGACAUGGCUGUUAUAACUUUGAGCCAGUGGUGGAAAAACUGACUUUUGAGGAAUCAAGAGAACACUGCAGACAUAAAGUCAACACCUCAGACGUCCUGACCAUUGAGAGUGAGACGGAGAACCGCUUUGUUCUGGAGCAGCUGUGGUCGUUGGGGUUCGUUCACCAGACUGUUUGGUUGGGGCUGCACUUCAACAUUGACACUGACUCUCUGGCCUGGGUGGACGGCUCCCCAAUAGACUACACCAACUGGGCCUACAAAGGCCCAGACACCAGACUGCUGACGGCAGACGCUUGUGUUACCACCAGGGUGGCUGAUGGUGUUUGGCACCUGUCAAAAUGCACAGAGCGGCUCGGCUUCGUCUGCAAAACCAUCUCAGAUGUAGCUGCUGAGGUGGAAGUGGAACCACUAAACGGUUUACACCACGGCGUCGUCCCGGCUGCGGUGCUGGUGGCCGUACUGAUCUUUGCCCUGCUGGCAGGGACAGUGUGGUUUCUGUACAAGAGGAACUCUGCUCGUUUUCGGAGGCUCCCCACGCUGGGCAGCGCCUAUUACAGACAAACUGGCUCUCAAGCUACAGAGUCGGAUGGGAACGUGUUGAUCACAGACUUGGAGGCUCACUCGGGAGAAUAG
Menidia menidia (Atlantic silverside) is the source of this 4581-nucleotide messenger RNA. The record is from the annotation of a GenBank genome assembly. Lineage: Eukaryota; Metazoa; Chordata; Actinopteri; Atheriniformes; Atherinopsidae.